Haliotis rufescens (red abalone) is the source of this 4254-nucleotide messenger RNA. Its product is annotated as serine/threonine-protein phosphatase 6 regulatory ankyrin repeat subunit B-like. The transcript is spliced from 3 exons. The coding region runs from base 1 to 4254 and encodes 1417 amino acids. The record is from RefSeq and is a predicted model, not a curated record. NCBI's taxonomy places the organism in Eukaryota, Metazoa, Mollusca, Gastropoda, Lepetellida, Haliotidae. Gene Ontology annotation, molecular function: protein binding.
AUGUCUCAGGAAGUCACCUAUCCCAGACAUUUAAGGAUAGUGGAUAUCAGAUCCAGGCCUCACACUCCGGGAAAAGAAGCACUGAUGAUACCUUCAAGGAAGCGAUCCUGUCAGAGCCCGGAUCGACGACAGGUGGACUCUGUCGUCCAUCUUCCUGUCGCCAGCUCGGAGCAAAAAGUCCAGCAACGCCCGUCCAAAACACACUCUCGAAUGGGCCUUCAUUUUGCAAGCUCCUCACAGCGAUAUCCUGUUCGCGGAGCUCUCUAUACUAGAGUGUACGAAGGUGUAACACAGAAUCACACACAAAACCAAAGUCAGUCAAACACUGAUCUCCUCGAUGCCUGCAAGAAUGGAGACAUGUGCCGAGUCAAAUACUUAUUAUCUGAGGGUCAUGCAGACAUCAACACAAGAGGACAGAACGGAAUGACACCACUGAUGCUUGCAGCACAGAAUGCUCAUAGACAAGUGUUUGACUUUCUCGUGGGGAAAGGAGCCAGUAUGUCAAUCUUGAGUACUGCUCGGAUGGGCAUCCUUCAUGUGGCAUGUAAAGGGGGAAAUAUUCCAAUAGUGAAGUAUGUCCUCGAACAGAACGUGACAGACAUCAACAGAAGAAGACGGGACGGGUCGACGGCAGCCAUGUUAGCAGUGUUUAGGGGACAUGGAGACGUAUUUAACUUGCUGGUGAGUAAAGGUGCUGAUCUAACACUACUUGAUGAUAAGGGAUCUACUUUUGUGGAUCUGGCCAUUCGGGGAGGAAAUACUGAGAUACUAGAAGAUGUAUUGAAACGUAACAGGGUGGACAUAAACAGGAAACACUGCGGGAUGACACCUGUCAUGCUUGCAGCUGUAAACGGGAAACUAGACGUGUUUAAUUUCUUAGUGCAAAAAGGCGCUGAUCUGUCAAUAAUGCACCCUGAUUAUGAGACAAUCCUUCACAUGGCAUUUGCAGGGGGAAAUAUUGAGAUCGUGAAAUAUUCUCUCGAACAGAACAUUGAUGCAAUGAACAACGAAGAUCUGGAUGGCUAUACACCAGCAGUGAUAGCAGCAAAGAUGGGUCGCAGAGACAUAUUCGAUUUACUUGUGAAGAAAGGAGCUAUUCUGACUAUGAAGGAAGAAAACAACAAUAUCCUUCUUAUGGCGUGUGAAGGAGGAAAUGUGGAUAUAGUAAAGUAUGUCCUCAAACAAAAUAUUGUAGACAUCAACAACAAAAACGAAGAAGAAUUGACACCAGCAAUGGUGGCAGCACGUUGGGGACAUAAAGAAGUGUUUGACUUACUUAUCAGUGAAGGAGCAGAUUUGACUCAUGUGAAUGAAGACGAUGACAACAUCCUUCAUUUGGCGUGUUAUGGCGGAAAUGUGGAUAUAGUGAAGUAUGUCCUCCAACAAAACAUUGUAGACAUCAACAGCGAAGACGUUGGCGCAUUGACACCAGCAAGGAUAGCAAUUUCCGUGGGACAUAGAGACAUAUUGUAUUUGCUUUUGAGAGAAGGCGCUAAUCUGACACAAGGGAAGUAUGAUUAUAGCAACUUCCUUCACGUGGCCUGCACUAGCAAACAAACUGAAGUAGCGAAGUAUUUGAUCACAAAAACAACUGUGGAUAUCAACAGUGAAAAUCGUGACGGCAAGACACCUGUGAUGCUGGCAGCACUCCAUGGACUUGGAGAGGUGUUUGACUUGCUAGUAAGUAAAGGUGCUGAUCUAACAAGCGUAACUGCACGUCAGGAGAACAUUCUUCAUCUGGCCUGUGAUGGAUUAAACGUGGAGAUAGUGAAGUAUAUUCUUAGACAGAAUAUUGUAGAUGACAUCAAUUCAAGAGCACAGAGUGGGAACACUCCACUAAUGAAUGCAGCAAGAAUUCGAAAUAAAGAAGCUUUUGAUUUACUUGUGAAGAAGGGGGCGAAUCUGACAUUAGUGGAUAAUUAUGACAAAAACAUUCUUCAUUAUGCCUCGAAGGGUGGAAAGUUGGAGAUAGUCGAGUAUAUUCUCGCACAGAAUAUUGUUGACAUUAACAGCAGAGAAAAGGGCGGACAGACGGCAGUAAUGAAGGCGGCCUUGAUGGGGAAGAGAGACGUGUUUGACUUCCUGGUGACGAAAGGAGCAAAUCUGUCAUCCGUUGAUACAAAUGGCAACACCAUCCUAUAUUUUGCCUGUGAAUCCAGAAAUAUAAAUAUUGUGAAAUAUAUCCUUUCACAUGUCACAAUAGCCACUGCCGACAAGGAAAGGGUAAUUCUGGCCAAUAAGGAUGAAAGUGUAACACAGAAUCACACACAAAACCAAAGUCAGUCAAACACUGAUCUCCUCGAUGCCUGCAAGAAUGGAGACAUGUGCCGAGUCAAAUACUUAUUAUCUGAGGGUCAUGCAGACAUCAACACAAGAGGACAGAACGGAAUGACACCACUGAUGCUUGCAGCACAGAAUGCUCAUAGACAAGUGUUUGACUUUCUCGUGGGGAAAGGAGCCAGUAUGUCAAUCUUGAGUACUGCUCGGAUGGGCAUCCUUCAUGUGGCAUGUAAAGGGGGAAAUAUUCCAAUAGUGAAGUAUGUCCUCGAACAGAACGUGACAGACAUCAACAGAAGAAGACGGGACGGGUCGACGGCAGCCAUGUUAGCAGUGUUUAGGGGACAUGGAGACGUAUUUAACUUGCUGGUGAGUAAAGGUGCUGAUCUAACAGUACUUGAUGAUAAGGGAUCUACUUUUGUGGAUCUGGCCAUUCGGGGAGGAAAUACUGAGAUACUAGAAUAUGUAUUGAAACAUAACAGGGUGGACAUAAACAGGAAACACUGCGGGAUGACACCUGUCAUGCUUGCAGCACUUAACGGGAAACUAGACGUGUUUAAUUUCUUAGUGCAAAAAGGCGCUGAUCUGUCAAUAAUGCACCCUGAUUAUGAGACAAUCCUUCACAUGGCAUUUGCAGGGGGAAAUAUUGAGAUCGUGAAAUAUUCUCUCGAACAGAACAUUGAUGCAAUGAACAACGAAGAUCUGGAUGGCUAUACACCAGCAGUGAUAGCAGCAAAGACGGGUCGCAGAGACAUAUUCGAUUUACUUGUGAAGAAAGGAGCUAAUCUGACUAUGAAGGAAGAAAACAACAAUAUCCUUCUUAUGGCAUGUGAAGGAGGAAAUGUGGAUAUAGUAAAGUAUGUCCUCAAACAAAAUAUUGUAGACAUCAACAACAAAAACGAAGAAGAAUUGACACCAGCAAUGGUGGGAGCACGUUGGGGACAUAAAGAAGUGUUUGACUUACUUAUCAGUGAAGGAGCAGAUUUGACUCAUGUGAAUGAAGACGAUGACAACAUCCUUCAUUUGGCGUGUUAUGGCGGAAAUGUGGAUAUAGUGAAGUAUGUCCUCCAACAAAACAUUGUAGACAUCAACAGCGAAGACGUUGGCGCAUUGACACCAGCAAGGAUAGCACUUUCCGUGGGACAUAGAGACAUAUUGUAUUUGCUUUUGAGAGAAGGCGCUAAUCUGACACAAGGGAAGUAUGAUUAUAGCAACUUCCUUCACGUUGCCUGCACUAGCAAACAAACUGAAGUAGCGAAGUAUUUGAUCACAAAAACAACUGUGGAUAUCAACAGUGAAAAUAGUGACGGCAAGACACCUGUGAUGCUGGCAGCACUCAAGGGACUUGGAGAGGUGUUUCACUUGCUAGUAACUAAAGGUGCUGAUCUAACAAGCGUAACUGCACGUCAGGAGAACAUUCUUCAUCUGGCCUGUGAUGGAUUAAACGUGGAGAUAGUGAAGUAUAUUCUUACACAGAAUAUUGUAGAUGACAUCAAUUCAAGAGCACAGAGUGGGAACACUCCACUAAUGAAUGCAGCAAGAAUUCGAAAUAAAGAAGCAUUUGAUUUACUUGUGAAGAAGGGGGCGAAUCUGACAUUAGUGGAUAAUUAUGACAAAAACAUUCUUCAUUAUGCCUCGAAGGGUGGAAAGUUGGAGAUAGUCGAGUAUAUUCUCGCACAGAAUAUUGUUGACAUUAACAGCAGAGAAAAGGGCGGACAGACGGCAGUAAUGAAGGCGGCCUUGAUGGGGAAGAGAGACGUGUUUGACUUCCUGGUGACGAAAGGAGCAAAUCUGUCAUCCGUUGAUACAAAUGGCAACACCAUCCUAUAUUUUGCCUGUGAAUCCAGAAAUAUAAAUAUUGUGAAAUAUAUCCUUUCACAUGUCACAAUAGCCACUGCCGACAAGGAAAGGGUAAUUCUGGCCAAUAAGGAUGAAAGUGGUAGCUGUGCAGUGAAUGAACUUUUACUGCAAUACUGA